Anguilla anguilla (European eel) is the source of this 3249-nucleotide messenger RNA. Its product is annotated as discoidin, CUB and LCCL domain-containing protein 1. The transcript is spliced from 15 exons. Lineage: Eukaryota; Metazoa; Chordata; Actinopteri; Anguilliformes; Anguillidae. The record is from RefSeq and is a predicted model, not a curated record. The coding region runs from base 132 to 2126 and encodes 664 amino acids.
GAGCCUUUUAACUUGUUCGAGAAGUGCGGAUCUCUAGCUAGUAGUGUAGCUAUGUGUGCUCGAUAAAUUGUAGCUGUAACCGAUGGCUUAAAUGUCGAGCGCUUGGAUUUACCUUACCCAUCGCGUAAAUCAUGCACACUGCGUCUGGAAGCGUUUGGGAUGCUUUAGAUUUCUUUAUUUGGGUGGUGUUUGCGUUAUGUUUCCAGCCGUUGGGUGUUCACGGGCAAGACGGUGAUGGGUGUGGCCACACCUUGCUGGGGGCACAGAGCGGCACGCUGGCAUCGCGGAACUACCCCGGCACCUACCCCAACGGCACGCGGUGCGAGUGGCGGCUGCAGGCGCCCAGGGGGCGGAGCCUGAGGCUGGCGUUCGGCGACUUCAACCUGGAGCCCAGCCAGAACUGCGCCACCGCCGGGUCCCUCACCAUCACCCCCGGCAACGGGGAGCCCCCCCUGGGCCCUCUUUGUGGUGACCUUGACCCCCGGAACAAGAAGUUAGUCCUGAACAGCAGCGAGGUCACCAUCCUCUUCCUCUCCGGAACACACCGGUCUGGCCGAGGCUUCCUGCUGUCCUACGCCACCGACCAACAGACAGACCUGAUUUCCUGUCUGGAGCGAGGAACUCACUUCACCUCGGGGGAGUUCAGAGUGUACUGUCCAGCUGGCUGCAGGGAUGUGAUGGGAGACAUCUGGGGCCAGUCGAGUCAGGGAUACAGAGACACCUCUGUGCUGUGCAAAGCAGCGAUUCACGCAGGCGUCGUGUCGGACGACCUCGGGGGUCCUGUCACCGUGUCCCGGCAGAGGAGCAUUACCUUGUACGAGUCCAGCUUCGCCAACGGUCUCCUCUCCAAAACGGGGUCUUUAUCAGAGAAGAAGCUGGUCUUCCGCAAAGACUGUGACGGUCUGCUUCCUGUGCUCAGCUACAAUGCGUCCUCCAGCUGGGAGGAAGUGGACAGCCUGGGGCAUCGCAGAUUGUGGUCCCCGGGAAACAGAGACCCCACGGGACAGGUCCUGCCCUGGGUGGCGGACAGCGGCGACCCCGAGCCUUGGCUGCAGGUGGAACUGCAGGAGAGGAGCAGCAUCACAGGGAUCCUCACUAAGGGCUGGUCCGCGGACGCGGGGGCGAGCGCGGGGGCGGGGCCAGGGACGGGCGUGGCCCGGGCCUACACGCGCUCCUACACGCUGCUCUACAGCAAGGACAGCCGGAACUGGAAGGCCUACAAGGCCGUGCUCAGCAGGGAGAGAAAGGUGUUCAUGGGAAAUUCGGACAGCGACCAGGAGGUGCUGAACAGCCUUAUCCCUCCGGUGGUGGCGAAGUACCUCCUCCUGCGCCCGCAGCGCUGGCAGAACAGGGCCGCAGCUCACGUCCUGGUGCUCGGCUGCCCUCUGCUCCGGCCCCGCAGCCCCUUCGGUGCCCCCCCACAGAACAAGGUACCGACGGUGAGCGCCCCCUACAGUCCGGUCCCAACAAAGCACCCUGACGUGGAGAAGAGGCCGGCUGAGAGUUCCAGUCAGCCUGUGAUGGUGGUCGUGGGAGUGGUCCUGGUGUUAAUUGUAUGCGUGGGCAUCCUAUUGGCUGGGCUCUGUUGGAAGAGAAGGAGAAAGAAUGCUGACAAAUGCUCCUUAGAAAAAGGGUGUCAGGACGGCCUGGGAAAGGCUCUUCCCCGCUCUGAAUCAGAGCUCAUCUCGUACCCGCCGGAGAGGGCUGCCCUGGACAUCCUGCCAAACCCUCCUCACAAUGACUACGCCGAGCCGGAGCUGUGUCCGACGGGGCAGCAGCUGGGCUCCACGUUCCGGCCGGCGGCGGACGAGGGCUACACCGUCCCGCUCAUCCUCAGCCACUACGACGUUCCGGGGAAGCUUCCGGAAUACGCCGAGCCGCUGCCGCCGGAGCCCGAGUACGCCACGCCCUUCUGCGACCUGCCCCCCGACCCGCCCGCCUGCCUGGUCUGCCCCGCGCCCCCCUCUCACGCCUCCGCCGCCGCCUCGCCAUCGGCCCACUACGACUGCCCCGGCCACAAAAUGGCGCCCAACGGCUACUGCCUGCCGGCGCCCCACGGCGCGGAGUACGCGGAGCCCCAGCCGGCCGACGCCCUGUCCCUGCACACGUACUACGAGCCGCUGUGAAGCCGACGGCCAAUCACGUCACUCAGCAGACUCUCUCAUCCAGAGCGACGUACGGAAGCGGAGAAACACCUCUCACCCAGGCCUCACCUCUCACCUUGAACCUCAGUGGGACUUGAAUUAUGAACACUAAGUGCCUUGUGUGUUUACAGACCACUGAGUGCUCAGAGAUACAUAUUUAUACAAGUCAAAGAUUAAGAAAGUUAUUUUAUGGAGGCGUUGAGGAAAAGGCAACAUGAGCUAACCCUGCCUUUCUUUUAUCCAGUGCCACUCUGGUGGGUGGCAUUUCAGACUGUGGAAGUGCGCACAGUACGGGCACAAGGCCUUUUGUGGCUAUCACAUGGCAGAGGUCCAGAGAUUAAUGCUUGAUAUCUCACGUUUUUAUAAAUGAUCAACCGGGGAAGUGCAGAGUGUGUGUAAGGGAGCCUUCGGUAAAGGUCUUUGCGAGGUUGUUCUGCGCACUUCCUCACUAAGCAAUCUACGCUGGAAAUGCUGUGGGUCAGAGGGGCCACUAAAAUAGCAGCAAACUGGAGACGGUUUGCUCAGGCAGUCUCCAAGCCUGUGUGGUGUGUUGAUACUUAAUGAACUCUCCCUCAACAUUCCUGAAACAGAAGUCGGAUUUGGGAUUCAAUCGGCUGAAUCCAUCGACAACAUCAAGGCGCUAACUAUUCAAAGAUGAAGUUUGAGUCCCAUGGACGUUAAGACGUCAAUCACAACAGUUCCCUUUCCUUUAAUUACGUUGUUAAUAGUUAAUUGUUUAAAAAAAAUAAACGGAAUAUCACCUCUGUGUGUGUUUGUUUUGCUUCACUGGCGCACUCAGUGCAUUUGAAUCUGAAUCGAAAGCGAUUUAAAUGUGAAAACUUUCAGAUGUAUAAUAAUAAAAUUUUGUUGAAUGACGAUCCGAUAAAUUUGCAGUCAAAAAAUGCUAAUACAUCCACACAAAGUUAUGAAUCUUGGUAUGUGCAUUGACGGUAGAAUCAAGACUCCAACCCUAAAGGCUUAGCUCAAUCCAACCCCAUGGUGGUGCCAUAGAGAUCCAGAUAUGAAGAAAUAUUCAAAACUUUACUGCUGCAUCAGUUUCGUAUGUAUUGCAAGGUUUUAUUUUGAAAUAAACAGUUUGACACAG